Telopea speciosissima is the source of this 4199-nucleotide messenger RNA. RefSeq names its product ABC transporter C family member 3-like. Lineage: Eukaryota; Viridiplantae; Streptophyta; Magnoliopsida; Proteales; Proteaceae. The coding region runs from base 49 to 4194 and encodes 1381 amino acids. Gene Ontology annotation, cellular component: vacuolar membrane; plant-type vacuole. Gene Ontology annotation, biological process: transmembrane transport. The record is from RefSeq and is a predicted model, not a curated record. Gene Ontology annotation, molecular function: ATP hydrolysis activity; ATP binding; ABC-type transporter activity. The transcript is spliced from 10 exons.
AAGGUUGUUACCCAAGUGGAUUUUACAUUCAGAAUACUCACUUGGUUUAUGAUCUCUGCUUACUUGCACACCCAGUUUUUCCAUUCAAGUGAGCAUAAGUUCCCUAUUCUAUUAAGGAUUUGGUGCACCUUCUACUUCCUAAUGUCUUGUUCCUAUCUUGUUAUACAUCUUGGUUUGUAUGGGAAACAUUCAUCAUUUCCAUUCCUGCUAUGGGCCACUGAUGUUGUAUCAAUUAUUGCUAGUUUGUUAUUUUGUUCUGCUGGGUUGUUUGGGAAGGGACGAAAAGAUGAAGAUUUCCAAUUUUUGAAGCCUCUUUUAAAAAAUAGUUUUAAUCGAAACAAUAGUGAUGAUGUACAAGGAUCAAGUGUUUGUGGAGAUGGUGUAACUCCUUAUGCAAAUGCUAAUCUUCUUAGUAUUUUUACUUUUACUUGGAUGGGACCUUUGCUUGAACUUGGGCAUAAAAAAACACUAGACCUUGAAGAUGUUCCUCAACUUCCCAAUUGUCAUAGUGCCAAUGUGGUCUUCACUCGUUUCAGAAAUAAACUUGAAUCUAAUAGUAAUAGCAAUGGUAAUGGUGAUCAAGUAAGCACACUCAAGUUGGUGAAAGCAUUGAUUCUCUCAACAUGGAAAGAAGUUUUAUGGACGGCUCUACUAUCAAUUGUGUGCACAUUGGCUUCUUAUGUUGGACCAUACCUUAUUGACGCCUUUGUUCAGUAUCUCAAUAGCCCUCACCAACAAAAAUAUAAAGGUUAUGUGCUAGUGUUUAUUUUCUUUCUUUCAAAGCUCAUAAGGUGUCUCUCACAGAGGCACUUGUUCUUUAUAUUGCGAAAUAUGGCAAUUAGGGUCCGUGCUGCUUUGUACUCAAUAAUCUAUAAGAAGUGUCUCAAGCUUUCCAGCCAAUCAAAACAGGACCACACUAAUGGGGAGAAUAUUAAUUUGAUGAGUGUUGAUGUUGAAAGGAUUAGCAUUUUUAGUUGGUACUUACAUAAUAUAUGGAGGGUGCCUCUUGAGAUUGUUCUAGCAUUGAUGAUCUUGUAUAAAAGCCUUGGGCUUGCUUCACUUGUAGCAUUUGUUACCACAAUGAUUUUGAUGUUAGCAAAUGUUCCACUAGAAAAACUGCAGGAAAAUUUGCAAGGGAGGUUGAUGGGUUCAAAAGAUCGAAGAAUGAAGGUAACAUCUGAGGCUCUAAGGAAUAUGAGGGUUCUCAAGCUCCAAGGCUGGGAUAUGAAGUUUUUGGCUAAAAUAAUUGAGCUUAGAAACUUUGAAACAAGAUGGUUAAAAAAGUUACUUUAUACAUCAGCUACUAAUUCCUUUGUCUACUCUUCUGCUCCCAUGUUUGUAUCUAUAGCUACUUUCGGGUUUUGUAUGCUAAUGGGAAUUCCAUUAGGGUCAGGGAACAUUGUAUCCGCACUUGCAAUAUUUGAGAUAUUACAAUUGCCCAUUCAUAAUGUCCCAAACACAAUCUCCAUGGUAGUUCAGACUAAAAUUUCCCUUGAUAGAAUAGUCUCAUACCUCUGUCUCGAUGAUCUUCAACCAAAGAUAGUACAAAAGAUUCCAAGAGAUGACAGCGAGGUUGCAGUUGAGAUAGUUAAUGGGAAUUUCUCUUGGGACAUUCAUUCCCCUAAUCUCACAUUAAAAGAUCUUAAUAUCCAUGUGAAUCACGGUAUGAGAGUUGCUAUUUGUGGUUCUGUUGGGUCAGGCAAGUCAAGUUUACUUUCAUGCAUAUUGGGAGAAGUGCCAAAAGUAUCUGGAAUCAUUAAGUUGAAUGGGACGAAGGCCUAUGUUGCACAAUCACCUUGGAUACAGAGUGGUAAGAUAGUAGACAAUAUAUUGUUUGGUAAAGAGAUGGAGAAGGAAAAAUAUGAGAUGAUCCUUCAAGCAUGUUCACUAAAUAAGGACCUAGAAUUAUGUGCCUUUGGAGACCAGACUAUCAUAGGAGAGAGGGGUAUUAACUUGAGUGGUGGACAAAAGCAAAGAAUUCAGAUCGCACGUGCUUUGUACCAUGAUGCUGACAUUUAUCUGCUUGAUGAUCCUUUUAGCGCUGUGGAUGUUCAUACAGGAACUCAUCUAUUUAAGGAAUGUUUGCUAGGAAUUUUGAGUUCAAAGACAGUAAUUUAUGUUACCCACCAAGUAGAGUUUUUAUCCUCUGCUGAUCUUAUCCUGGUUAUGAGAGAUGGAAUGAUUGCUCAAGCAGGAAAAUACAAAGAAAUUCUUAGUUCAGGAACUGACUUUAUGGAAUUAGUGGGUGCACAUAAGAAAGCUUUAGCAGACCUUAAUUCUAUCAAGUGUAUGACUGUUUUGGAUAAUUCAAUGAAUGUUGAAGAGGAUGAUAAUAUUUUGUGCAGCGAGAAAUCUAUUCAAGAUGAUGAGAAAAACGAACUCAAAAACAAUGAAACAAAAAAAUUGUUUGGAUUAGAAGGGCAGCUUGUCCAAGAAGAAAAAAGAGAAAAGGAUGGAGUUAGUUUUUCAGUCUAUUGGAAAUAUGUUACCACUGCAUAUGGAGGGGCUUUUGUUCCAUUGAUAUUGCUAGCACAAAUUCUUUUUAAGCUUCUCCAAAUAGUCAGUAGUUAUUGGAUGGUGUUGGUUAUUCCUGUUUCAGUGAAUCUGAGACUUCAUGAUAGAGGAUCCACUAUCAUAUUUAUUUAUGUUGCUUUGAUCCUUGGAAGUUCUCUUUGUGUACUUAUAAGGUCCAUGCUUAUUGUGACUGUUGGAUACAAGACAACCACUCUACUCUUUAACCAAAUGCAUUCGUGCAUUUUUCGGGCUCCCUUGUCAUUUUUCGAUUCUACUCCAAGUGGAAGGAUCCUAAAUCGGGUAUCUAUAGAUCAAAGUGCGGUAGAUUCCAUUAUUCCACAACAAAUUGAAGAACUUAUUAUCUCGAUCAUAGAAUUCCUGGGAACUACUGCAGUAAUGUCACAGGUUGCAUGGAAAAUGUUAAUGGUUUUUAUUCCGAUGACUAUGGCAUGCAUCUGGUAUCAGAAAUACUACAUAUCUGCAGCACGAGAACUGUCACGGCUAUUUGGAGUUUGUCAAGCUCCAAUUAUACAACAUUUUUCUGAAUCUUGUUUAGGUUCAACCACAAUCAGGUGCUUCGAUCAAGAAGAGAGGUUUAUGGACACAACCCUUAAGCUGGUGGAUGGAUAUGGUCGGCCAAAAUUUUAUUUCUCUGGUGCAAUGGAGUGGUUAUGCUUUCGCAUGGAUAUGUUGGCUUCUAUUACAUAUGCUUUCUUUUUGGUUUUCUUGAUCUUAGUGCCGAAGGGGGUACUGAGUCCUGGUGUUGUGGGUUUAGCAGUCACAUAUGGACUUGGUUUCAGUUUGCAUGGAGUUGUAUGGGAUCUUAAUCAACUUGAGACUAAAAUCAUAUCUGUUGAGAGAAUACUACAAUACACCUGCAUCCCUAGUGAACUCCCUCUGUUCAGAGAAGAAAAUAGGCUAGGUUGUGAAUGGCCAUCACAAGGGGAAGUUGAUAUUGUUGAUUUGCAGGUCCGAUAUGCCCCACACCUUCCUCUUGUCUUGCGAGGUCUAACAUGCACUUUCCUCGGAGGGAUGAAGAUUGGCAUUGUUGGACGAACAGGAAGUGGUAAAUCAACUCUUGUACAGGCUCUCUUCCGUGUGCUUGAACCUACAGCUGGUCAGAUUUGGAUAGAUGGUAUCAACAUAUCUAAGAUUGGCCUUUAUGACUUGCGGUCAAGAUUGAGCAUCAUCCCGCAAGACCCAACAAUGUUUGAGGGGACUGUAAGAAGCAAUAUUGACCCACUUGAAGAGUACACUGAUGAACAAAUUUGGGAGGCUUUAGAUAGAAUCCAGCUUGGUGAUGAAGUUAGAAAGAAGAAAGGGAAGCUUGAUUCUGCAGUGACUGAGAAUGGAGAAAAUUGGAGCAUGGGUCAAAGGCAACUAGUUUGUUUAGGGCGGGCACUGCUUAAGAGGAGCAAAAUCUUAGUACUUGAUGAAGCUACAGCAUCAGUGGAUACUACAACUGACUAUCUAAUUCAACAAACUCUAAGGCAACAUUUCUCAAGGUCUACUGUCAUCACAAUUGCACAUAGGAUAACAUCAAUUCUUGAUGUCAAUAUGGUCCUCCUUCUUGAUAAUGGCCUUGUAGUGGAAUAUGAUUCUCCAACGAAAUUGCUAGAGAUCAAAUCUUCAUCAUUUGCAAAGCUUGUUAAGGAGUAUACUCAAAGAUGUAGUUCCUAAUUUUU